AUGAAAUUCUUAACCAUCUUUUUAAUUAUUGUUGUAUUAUUCUCUGGCCUUAUCUCUGCUACCGCAAACAAGGAAAAAUGUGAAUCUUGUAAGAAUGCCAUUAAAACAGUUGACAGCAAACUCCCAGGCAAAAGAUCCAGAGAAAUGGUUGAGAACUAUCUUACACAAGCAUGUACCCAAGUAACCGGUGUUGCUCCAUUACCACAACUUCCUGUUCAACUUCCAUUACCUGUUUGUUCAUUACCAACUGUUCAUAGAAGUGAAAUUGUUCAAGGUUUACUUGAAAAGAAAGAGUAUACUUCAAUUUGUAAAAAUGCCAAUUUGUGCUAA
Molecule: messenger RNA, 330 nt
Organism: Dictyostelium purpureum
Lineage: Eukaryota; Evosea; Eumycetozoa; Dictyosteliales; Dictyosteliaceae
Exons: 2
Coding region: 1-330 (109 amino acids)
Source: RefSeq, a predicted model, not a curated record